Messenger RNA from Nicotiana attenuata, 1546 nucleotides. RefSeq names its product galacturonosyltransferase 8-like. NCBI's taxonomy places the organism in Eukaryota, Viridiplantae, Streptophyta, Magnoliopsida, Solanales, Solanaceae. The record is from RefSeq and is a predicted model, not a curated record. Gene Ontology annotation, molecular function: polygalacturonate 4-alpha-galacturonosyltransferase activity.
CUCCCCAGUGUGAAAUAAUCACACACAUAAAUAAAUAAAUAAAUAAAUAAUUAAAUAAAUAAAUACUCCAAAAGAGUGAAACCCAGAUAUCCUUCUCUGAGAUUUCUCACUCCAACGAAAAAUGGCUCUCCGGAGCUCCUACCGAACUCCAUUUUCCGAUCGUAGCAUCGCCGUUUCCGGCACCGGAAUUCGGCUCACGUUCAAGCUCUUCGCCUCUUUUCUCACUGUCGCUGUUUUCCUUUUAUUAGCUCUCUCUUUUCUCUUCACUUCCUCCUCCGAUCCCUCCGAUCUCUCCGUCGGAAAUUCACAUGAUUUAUAUAGAGGUGGAUCACUAAGAAGAUCAGUUUUAGCUUUGAAAUCCGAUCCACUGAAGCCGAGGCUUGAUCAGAUUAAGAAGCAAGCAGAUGAUCACCGUGCAUUGGCUCUAGCUUAUGCUUCCUAUGCUCGGAAGCUGAAGCUCGAGAACUCAAAGCUCGUUCGAGUUUUUGCUGAGUUAUCUAGGAACUUUACAGAUCUGAUUUCAAAACCUUCAUACCGCACACUAUUUGACUCGGACGGGAACUCUAUGAACGAAUCGGUGCUCAGGCAGUUUGAGAAAGAGGUGAAGGAACGGAUUAAAGUCACCCGACAAGUUGUUGCUGAGGCAAAAGAGUCAUUUGAUAAUCAAUUAAAGAUUCAGAAGCUGAAAGAUACAAUUUUUGCUGUCAAUGAGCAGCUAACGAAGGCGAAGAAGCAAGGUGCUUUCUCGAGCUUGAUUGCUGCAAAGUCGAUCCCAAAGAGUGUGCACUGUUUGGCAAUGAAGCUAAUGGAAGAGCGAAUCGCACAUCCAGAUAAGUAUACCGAUGAUAUGAAGCCUACUCCACCAGAAUUCGAGGAUCCUAAUCUUUAUCAUUAUGCAAUUUUCUCUGACAAUGUGCUUGCUGCUUCAGUUGUGGUGAAUUCGGCAGUUAAACACUCAAAAGACCCAUCGAAGCAUGUGUUUCAUGUGGUGACUGAUAAAAUGAAUCUUGGGGCUAUGCAAGUUAUGUUCAAGAUGAAAGACUAUAAUGGGGCUUUUAUUGAAGUGAAGUCGGUCGAGGAUUAUAAGUUCCUGAAUUCUUCUUAUGUUCCAGUACUUAAACAACUUGAAUCUGCAAAACUACAGCAGUUUUACUUCGAGAAUAAGCUCGAGAAUGCAACAAAGGAUACAACUAAUAUGAAAUUCAGGAACCCGAAGUAUCUCUCAAUAUUGAACCACAUUAGAUUCUAUUUACCAGAACUGUACCCCAAGUUGCACAGAAUAUUGUUCUUGGAUGAUGAUAUAGUUGUUCAGAAGGAUUUGACUGGUUUAUGGAAGAUAGAUAUGGAUGGUAAGGUGAAUGGAGCUGUGGAGACAUGUUUUGGUUCAUUCCAUCGUUAUGCACAAUACAUGAAUUUCUCACAUCCUUUGAUCAAGGAGAAGUUCAACCCCAAAGCUUGUGCAUGGGCUUAUGGGAUGAACUUCUUUGACUUGGAUGCUUGGAGGAGGGAGAAGCUCACUGAGGAAUACCAUUACUGGCAGAGUCUG